Messenger RNA from Aquila chrysaetos chrysaetos, 6045 nucleotides. RefSeq names its product RAB3 GTPase activating non-catalytic protein subunit 2 (gene RAB3GAP2). The coding region runs from base 75 to 4229 and encodes 1384 amino acids. The record is from RefSeq and is a predicted model, not a curated record. Lineage: Eukaryota; Metazoa; Chordata; Aves; Accipitriformes; Accipitridae. The transcript is spliced from 35 exons. Gene Ontology annotation, biological process: regulation of GTPase activity.
GCAGGGCCGCGCGGCGCCGGUCGUGAGGGAAGUCGGCGACCGUUUCCGGGUUGGGCGGCGGCGGUAGCGGUACCAUGUCGUGCGCCUUAGUUCCCUUCGGCUACUUCCAGGACCUGGAGGCGGCUCGCGACUUCCUGUGCCCGAACCGCCGUCAGGGCAGCGUCGCGACCGGCAAGGAGAGCGCAGGCAAAUCAACAAGCUGGGAAGAUGGUGGCUGGGGAGCCUGGGAUGAAGCAGAAUUACAAGAACCUGAGGAAGAGGAAUCUAAUUCCAAGAACCGGAGAAAUUACUGGCUUCAGGACUGUGUGUUGUCCUUGUCACCAACAAACGACCUGAUGGUAAUAGCUAAUGAACAGAAAGCAGUCUUUUUAGUGCCUAAAUGGAAGCACAGUGACAAGGGAAAAGAGGAAAUGCAAUAUGCUGUUGGCUGGAGUGGCUCUCUGAAUGUUGAAGAAGGUGAAUGUGUGAGUAGUGUAUUGUGUAUUCCAUUGGCAAGUCAGAAGAGGAGUUCCACAGGCCGUCCUGACUGGACCUGCAUUGUGGUUGGCUUCACCUCUGGCUAUGUUCGUUUUUACACCGAGAGUGGAGUACUGCUUCUUGCACAGCUUUUAAAUGAAGAUCCAGUCCUACAGCUUAAGUGCAGAACCUAUGAAAUUCCCAGGCAUCCUGGUGUCACAGAACAGAAUGAAGAGCUAAGUAUCUUGUACCCAGCAGCAAUUGUGACAAUUGAUGGUUUCAGCCUCUUUCAGUCCCUUCGAGCAUGUCGCAAUCAGGUAGCAAGAGCUGCAGCAUCUGGCAAUGAGAAUGUUCAGCCUCCACCAUUAGCUUAUAAGAAAUGGGGUUUGCAAGAUGUGGAUACAAUAGUUGACCAUGCUAGUAUUGGCAUCAUGACACUGUCUCCUUUUGAUCAAAUGAAGACUGCCUCCAAUAUAGGUGGAUAUAAUGCAGCUAUAAAAAACAGCCCACCUGCUAUGUCUCAGUAUGUUACUGUUGGAUCCAAUCCUUUCACUGGUUUCUUUUUUGCCCUGGAGGGUAGCUCACAGCCACUGUUGUCUCAUGUUGCCUUAGCAGUUGCAAGUAAACUGACUUCAGCGUUAUUUAAUGCUGCCAGUGGCUGGCUUGGUUGGAAGAGUAAACAUGAAGAAGAACCUGUCCAAAAACAGAAACCAAAAGUUGAACCUGCAACCCCAUUGGCAGUGAGGUUUGGAAUUCCAGAUUCCCGUCGCCAUGGUGAAAGAAUAUGUCUUUCUCCAUGUAACACUUUGGCAGCCGUAACAGAUGAAUUUGGAAGGGUUAUUUUACUGGAUGUUACAAGAGGACUUGCAGUUCGCAUGUGGAAAGGAUACCGUGAUGCAGAAGUUGGUUGGAUACAGACUGUAGAGGACCUUCAUGAGAGGGAAACUGAGAAGAUGGAUUUUUCUCCUUUUGGAAAUGCACAGUGUCCAAGCAGAGUAGCUCAGUUCCUUGUGAUCUAUGCUCCGAGGAGAGGCAUUCUGGAAGUGUGGAGCACACAGCAAGGGCCUCGGGUUGGAGCCUUCAAUGUGGGGAAACAUUGUAGGUUGUUGUAUCCUGGUUAUAAAAUAAUGGGUCUAAACAAUGUGACCAGUCAGGGAUGGCAGCCCCAGACUUACCAGAUAUGCCUUGUUGAUCCAGUCUCUGGAAGUGUAAAAACUGUCCAUGUACCUUUCCAUUUAGCACUGAGUGAUAAAAAGAGCGAGCGAGCAAAGGAUAUGCAUCUAGUGAAGAAGUUAAAUGCUUUACUCAAAGCGAAAACCUCAGAUCCAGAUUUGAUUGAAGCUGGGGCAAAGGAAUUAAUACUUGAUAUCAAAUACCCUGCUACAAAGAAACAGGCUCUGGAAAGUAUAUUGACAAGUGAACGUGUGCCACUUUCAUCUCUCACAAACAUCACUCAGACAUUAAUGGAUAAUUUAAAAAAACAGGAGCUUGAGUGUGUGGACGAAGGACUACUGCAGUUCUGUGCAAACAAGUUAAAGCUGUUACAUCUUUAUGAACUAGUUAGCAAACUAAAUUCCCAAAGCAUACAGAAAGACACUCCACCCUCAGAUAAUGACUUGGCUAAACUGCUUCGGCUGGAAGAAGAUGAUUUUCAUAGGCUUGAAACUUUACUGGAGAACUACAAGAGAGAAAACACCCAAACUACUCUUCAGUUUGCUGAUGAGAAAGAUGACGUAUUGUCUGUGAAAAUGUUCUUAGAAUAUUUGGAAUAUGAAAAGGACAUGAUUAAUGUGAAAAAUAUGGAAGAUGGAGAAUAUGUGGCUUUAGGCAGCUUUUUCUUCUGGAAGUGUUUGUGUGGGGAGAGUUCCACAGAGGAAAUGUGUCAUGCAUUGGAAUCAGCAGGUUUUAGCCCUCAAGUCUUGUUGUCCCUCCUUCUCAAUUUAUGGCUUUCCAAGGAAAAAGAUAUUCUAGACAAACCAGAUUCUGUCAGUUGCCUUCACACUAUGCUGUCACUUCUGAGCAAAAUGAAAGUUGCUAUAGACGAGUCAUGGGACACUCAGUCAGUUUCCCCCUGGUGGCAGCAAAUGCGUACAGCUUGUGUUCAGUCUGAAAACAAUGCAGCUGCCUUAUUAUCUGCUCACGUUGGACAUUCUGUUACUGCACAGAUAAUUGAUAGUGUGACAGAGAAAAAGUUUUCCCAAAUAAUUGUAGGUUCGGACACGGAAUCCUGGGAAGCACUUUCUCUUGAUACUGAAUAUUGGAAACUUUUGCUGAAACAGUUAGAGGAUUGUCUGAUACUUCAAACACUAUUGCAUAGCAAAGUGAGCAAAAGGACAAAAAGAGUUUCAUCGCUCCAGACUGAGCCUUUGAGCAGGCUUUCUGUAAAGAAAUUGCUUGAAGCUGGAAAAGGAGGUAUUGCUGACACUGUAGCAAAGUGGGUUUUUAAGCAAGGCUUCAGUCCUCUUGUACUGAAUUUGGCCCAACACAAAAACAAUACAGAUAGUACUGAAGAAUCUGUAGAAAUGCAUACUAAUAUCUUUCUUGAGGAACCAGAAGCAGAUGCAGGCUUGGAAACAAUCCUAGAGCUGCUGCAACUAGCAUAUCAGCAAUUUCCAUGUAGUCUUGAAGUAGAUGUACUCCAUGCACAUUGCUGUUGGGAAUAUGUAGUGCAGUGGAAUAAGGACCCAGAGGAAGCAUGUUUUCUCAUUAGGUCUAUAGAUCAUCUAAGAUGCAUCAUUAAUGCUCACGUUCAGCAUGGUAUCGCACUGAUGAUGUGGAAUACAUUCAUAGUGAAAAGGCUUUCUUCUGCUACGUAUCUCAUGGACAAGGUUGGAAAAGCUCCAAAGGACAGAUUAUGCAGACGGGACGUAGGUAUGGGUGACACAGCAAUGACAAGUUUUCUUGGCUGCUGUUCAGAUCUUCUGCAAACUUUGCUAGAGGCUGACGUUAGUAGUGACGAAAUGCAGGCUCCUGUCUUAGAUACUGAAGAUGCUUGGGUGUCGGUAGAAGGACCAGUAUCGAUAGUAGAACUAGCCCUUGAGCAGAAACGCAUUCACUACCCACUUGUUGAACACCAGUUUGUGUUAUGUACUAUCUUGUAUGCCAUCAUGAGGUUUUCUCUGAAGAGUGUGAAGCCUCUUUCGCUGUUUGAUAGCAAGGGCAAAAAUGCAUUUUUCAAAGACCUUACUUCAAUUCAGCUGCUGCCUAGUGGGGAUAUGGAUCCAAAUGUGUUAUCCAUACGACAACAGUUCUUGGUCAAGGUGGUGAGUGCAGCAGUUCAAACACUCUGUUCAUCACAAAAGGCCAAAGAAGUCUCAGAAGAGGAAUUGUUUCCUUUUGAAAAGGGGAAGAAUUGGCCAACUUUGGCUGUGGACCUGGCUCAGUAUCUUCAAAUCUCUGAGGAUGUGGUCAAAAGGCAUUAUGUCUGUGAACUUUAUAGUUAUGGGAUGGAUCAUCUUGGUGAAGAGGCCUUUCUUCAGGUGACUGACAAAGAAGUGCUUGCAUCACAGCUGCUCAUACUGGCUGGACAGAGACUGGCCUUUGCUUUACUUCAUAUGCAGACAAAGGAGGGUAUGGAACUCCUCGCUAGGCUUCCUCCAACACUAUGUACUUGGCUCAAAGCUAUGGACCCCCAGGAACUUCAAAAUGUAGAAGUGCCAAUUUCAACAACAGCUAAACUAGUUAACAAAGUCAUAGAGCACUUACCGGAGAAUCAUGGGCAGUACAGCCUUGCCUUGAAUCUGAUCGAGGCUGUAGAAGCCAUCUCAUCAUGACAUUCUUGGUUAGCACAGUUCUGCUAUAUAGUGGUAUAAUGCAUGAUUUUACACAAUGAGGCUGAACUUUACAGAAAGAAACUUCUGUGUGGCUCCUGUUAAACAAUGAAAAAAACAAUGCUCCCCAUCCCAGAAUUUUAGAAGGUAACUUUAAAUUGGAGUAUAUUUUAAAAUCUGCACUAGUACAAAGAUGUUUAAUUUCUAGUACACUUGUCAGUAUCUGAAAUGCUUUGUUAUUUAUUUCUCACUUGAGCGCUUUUUGCAGUAGUCUAAAUUGGAUAUAUUUGACAGCAGUUUUAGUCUAUUUACAAAAUCACAUCUUGUGAAAUUCUGUAUUUCAUGCUGGCAGUAACUGCUGCAGUUUCAAUGUUCCAUGUAUGAUUUGUUUUGAAAAACGAGCUGUAGAAUUACACCCGAGAAAAACUUUGGUCUCUGAAGUUACUAUGUAAAGCCAAUACUGCUUUUUCAGAAGCUAGAGCUGGUGUUGGGCUCAUGCCUUAUAAUUGCAUUAUACGUGACAAUGGCGAUUGCACUAGACAUAGGAUGAAAUGUGCUGGGGCCUUACACAAAGGGACAACAGCCCACAUUAGAAACAGCUUGGGAAAGAGAAUCAAAUUCUCUGGACACAAGUACGGACUCAUGUUUUAGUCCAGAUCUCCCAGUAUUGUCUCUAGGGUGCUGGGCGUCAGCUAAAACUGGAUUUGCAUCCCUCUCCUUUAUUAUUAAGCUCUGCUGAGUUUAAGUAGGUCAAGGAAUGUCUUACUGUAAGAUUGUUCCCCUAUCUUAUCACUGUAGAAGAUGUAGUAUGCUAUAAAUCUCUGCACAUGUUAACUUGUAGUCAAAAACUGCUUAAAUAGUUGACCCAACUUCAGUGAAGAUCUAUAGUACUGAGUACUUUAGCCUUAAAAAAACCCCACUUUUAUUUAUGGUACCUACAGGGACUCAUAUAGUGAGUAUCUUCACUAUUGGAGUGGUAUUAAACAUGAUUAUCUUGCAUCAGUUAGUACUGUUUAUUUUCUACCUAAAGGAAGCCAGGAGAGAAAAAUUAAAUUGGAGUAAAUGGUUUUUGUCAAAGUCAGCUGAAAUUACUAGCUCCAUCUUGUAACCUGCUCCUCUUGCAUUGUAUGUAAGAAAUGUUCAUAGUAUUCUGCCUUGCUGGAGACAGAAUUUGGUCUUAUACUUCAGAAAGGUGUGCUGCUGUCAUCUAAGGGUUAGACUCCCCCUAAAAAAAAAAAAAGUUAUGUACGUGGCUUGUUCUACACAGCCUCCUUCACCUGUUCAGCAUCCCCACUUCUUAAUCACUGUACUUCAGUGUAGCUGUGAAGUCUUCUUGAAAAGUUUUGAUACUAUAUGUUUGACUUCCUGCAGCGACAUGAGAUGAGACAGAGUAAAGAGUAGUAAGAAUUCUAGUAAGAGUAAGUGGCCAGGCCUGGUCUAUGUUUUAGGUACUUCUAUACAGACACUUCCAUAACUGAGGUUAAAAGAGCUGUAGGGGAAAAAUAGAAGAAGGUAAGAUUGUACAGGUGACUUUACCACCUUGUCUGACAGCACUUCAAACUUCUGCAGAAAUAAGUAUGCUAGAGAUUUGGUCACCAUGGAACCUGAGGAAAACAAAAAAUGUUUCUUAGUUGCAUUACAUUCCUGUAUCCUGGUACAGCUGUGUAAAGGAUUUUACUGUAACUGAGUAUCAUGUCAGAGCUGACACGACACCAAUCAAAUCUGUAAUGUAUUGUAAGUAAUACCCUGUAUAUAGUGCUAUUUUGUGUCUAAUUUGCUGUGGAUUUGUGUAAAUUGAUUAAAUAAAAUUUGAGGUUUC